Molecule: messenger RNA, 480 nt
Organism: Helianthus annuus (common sunflower)
Lineage: Eukaryota; Viridiplantae; Streptophyta; Magnoliopsida; Asterales; Asteraceae
Product: probable receptor-like protein kinase At2g23200
Exons: 1
Coding region: 1-480 (159 amino acids)
Biological process (GO): protein autophosphorylation
Cellular component (GO): plasma membrane; plasmodesma
Molecular function (GO): transmembrane receptor protein tyrosine kinase activity; ATP binding
Source: RefSeq, a predicted model, not a curated record
AUGACAACAACAAUCUCCAAGUUUGCUCACUUACAAAUCCCACUUAAAGAUGUUGUAUUGGCCACCGACAACUUUCAUCAUGAUAACAUCAUCGGGCGUGGUGGAUUUGGACCAAUAUACAAAGGACUGCUCUUGCACUCCGGGAACUUGAUCAAGAUUGUUGCGCUGAGGUUAGAUCGUAAGCAUGGGCAAGGAGACGUCGAGUUCUGGAACGAAAUUUCAAUGCUUUCUGACCUCAAGCAUACAAAUCUAGUCUCUACUAUUGGUUUUUGUGACGAGAAAGGUGAGAACAUCAUCAUAACCACUUAUGCGGCCAAAGGAAGUCUUAAGGAGCAUCUAAACAAUCCGAACCUCACAUGGAUAAGAUUGAAGAUAUGUGUAAGCGUGGCUCGGGCGUUGAGUUACCUUCAUUACGACGAGAGACGUGGUUAUCGUGUUAUACAUCUUAACAUCAACAACUCCACAAUUUUAUUAGAUUGA